AUGAGCGACUUCGACGACGAAGACUUCUCUCUGGGCGAGGACGACUCGGAGGACGACUUCGCGCCGGAAGACGCCGAGGCUGAAGAAGAAGAAGAAGAAGAAGAGGGUGAAGAGGACGACUUUGCCGAGGAGUCCGACGCGUCGGACCUGGAGGAGCUGGCGCCCAAGCCCAAGAAGGCGCGCGUGUCGCCCAAGAAGCCUGCGCCCAAGCGCACGCCGUCUCCUGCCAAGAGCUCCAAGCCCAGCGCAGCCCCAGCCAAGAAGGCGGCAACGCCCAAGACUGCAGCUGCUAUUAAAUCCACUAAGGCCAAGGCCCCAGCUGCUGCCAAUGCCUCGAAGAAGUCCCCGGCGGCUCCCAAGCCCAAGCCCAUGAAGGCCGACGAGGCGGAGGCGGCCGUGCUCGACUAUAUGCGCAAGACUGAUUUUGGGAUGUAUUGCAGGGAGGAGCUGGUGGGCAAGACGUACGGCAAGGCCAAGAUCUACUACAUGAACCAGAACAACCUGCCGGUGCCGUCGGAAGAGGAGCGUCUCGCUCUGGAGGAGCAGAUUAAGGCGGUGACUGCGGACUGCGCUGCCUCCGAGCAGGAGCUGAAGAGCGCCGAGGCAACACUUGCCGGUAUCACGUCGCAGAUUUCAGAUGCGGACUUGGAUGCGGCGUUGAAGCAGCUCGAUGAGGAAGCAGGGGAGCUGGAGAAGAAAGUGGAGACGCUGGACCAGCCAGGCCGAGCACCUGUGUCGCCUGGUAGGAAGGACGCGUUGAAGCGCAAGUUCACCAAGUAUCGGACGGCAUGGGUGGCACGCAAGCGCAUUGCGAUGGACGGAGUAAACCAAAUCGCGGACGGAAUGGAGAAGAAGCCCAAGGCCGUGAUUGACCUGGUCGGCGUCGAGACGGACGAGGAGGCAGGGAUUAAGCAGCUGCCGACUAUAUGA
This is a messenger RNA of Phytophthora sojae, 930 nucleotides long. RefSeq lists its product as hypothetical. Gene Ontology annotation, biological process: meiotic strand invasion involved in reciprocal meiotic recombination; homologous chromosome pairing at meiosis; meiotic joint molecule formation. The transcript is spliced from 3 exons. The record is from RefSeq and is a predicted model, not a curated record. Gene Ontology annotation, cellular component: condensed nuclear chromosome; DNA recombinase auxiliary factor complex. Bases 1 to 930 code for a protein of 309 amino acids. Gene Ontology annotation, molecular function: double-stranded DNA binding; recombinase activator activity. Lineage: Eukaryota; Oomycota; Peronosporomycetes; Peronosporales; Peronosporaceae.